GGCAGCUCACGGGCACCCGGGCCGGGCCGGCGCGGGAGCGGGAAAGGGUGCGCUAUGCCUUUAACGCCCGCGUACAGUAGACGGUAUAGUGGAGUGUAGGGAAACUCUAGGCGGGGUUAAAGUUCAGCCCAUGGAGCGGCAAUAGCGCUGGCUGGCUGCAGUUGAGCCGAGUUGGAAAUGUGAACGCAAGAAGCAGGCUUGAUUUUUUUUUCUUCCCCCCUCCUCUCCCUCUCUCUCUCUUCUCUUUCUCUCUCCUCUCUCUUCCUCUCUCCCUCUCUCUCCUCUCUCACCCACACUCACGCACACCUCCAAACCGCACACCCAGACGCACACGCACACCCCACCGCCCGGCAGUUAUGUAUUCUCCGCUCUGUCUCACCCAGGAUGAAUUUCAUCCUUUCAUUGAAGCACUUCUGCCGCACGUCAGAGCCUUUGCCUACACAUGGUUCAACCUGCAGGCCCGAAAACGAAAAUACUUCAAAAAACACGAAAAGCGUAUGUCAAAAGAAGAAGAGAGAGCCGUGAAGGAUGAGUUGCUAAGUGAAAAACCAGAGGUCAAGCAGAAGUGGGCAUCUCGACUUCUGGCAAAGUUACGGAAAGAUAUCAGACCUGAGUACCGAGAGGAUUUUGUUCUUACAGUCACAGGGAAAAAGCCUCCAUGUUGUGUUCUGUCCAACCCAGACCAGAAAGGCAAGAUGCGAAGAAUUGACUGCCUCCGCCAGGCAGAUAAAGUCUGGAGGUUGGACCUUGUUAUGGUGAUCUUGUUCAAAGGUAUUCCGCUGGAAAGUACUGAUGGCGAGCGCCUUGUAAAGUCCCCGCAAUGCUCUAAUCCAGGGCUCUGUGUCCAGCCCCAUCACAUAGGGGUCUCUGUUAAGGAACUCGAUUUAUAUUUGGCAUACUUUGUGCAUGCAGCAGAUUCAAGUCAGUCUGAAAGUCCCAGCCAGCCAAGUGACGCUGACAUUAAGGACCAGCCAGAAAACGGACAUUUGGGCUUCCAGGACAGUUUUGUCACAUCAGGUGUUUUCAGUGUGACUGAGCUAGUAAGAGUGUCACAGACACCAAUAGCUGCAGGAACUGGCCCUAAUUUUUCUCUCUCAGAUUUGGAAAGUUCUUCAUACUACAGCAUGAGUCCAGGAGCAAUGAGGAGGUCUUUACCCAGCACAUCCUCUACAAGCUCCACGAAGCGACUCAAGUCUGUGGAGGAUGAAAUGGACAGUCCUGGUGAAGAGCCAUUUUACACAGGCCAAGGACGCUCUCCAGGGAGUGGCAGUCAAUCCAGCGGAUGGCAUGAAGUGGAGCCAGGAAUGCCAUCGCCAACCACACUGAAGAAGUCGGAGAAGUCUGGUUUCAGCAGUCCCUCCCCUUCGCAGACAUCCUCUCUGGGAACGGCCUUCACACAGCAUCACCGACCCGUCAUCACAGGACCCAGAGCAAGUCCACACGCGACACCAUCGACUCUCCAUUUUCCAACAUCACCCAUUAUCCAGCAGCCUGGGCCUUAUUUCUCGCACCCAGCCAUCCGCUACCACCCUCAGGAGACGCUGAAAGAGUUUGUCCAACUUGUCUGCCCUGAUGCUGGUCAGCAGGCUGGACAGGUGGGGUUCCUCAAUCCCAACGGGAGCAGUCAAGGCAAGGUGCACAACCCAUUCCUUCCCACCCCAAUGUUGCCCCCACCACCACCACCACCGAUGGCCAGGCCUGUACCCCUGCCGGUGCCAGACACAAAGCCUCCAACCACAUCAACAGAAGGAGGGGCAGCCUCCCCCACCUCACCAACCUACUCGACACCCAGCACCUCCCCCGCAAACCGAUUCGUCAGUGUUGGACCACGGGAUCCAAGCUUUGUAAAUAUCCCUCAACAGACACAGUCCUGGUACCUGGGAUAAAAGUUGCAGCAUCCCACCAUCCACCAGACAGACCACCUGACCCCUUCUCAACUCUGUAACAUGGACGCAACCUCAACCCAGCGCGGUUACAACUUCACUGUCAGUGGAAGGGGAGAACAAAAACAAAACAAAACAAAAAAGCCGAUUUGAAUCAACUUGUACAUGGAAACAAGCAAAGCAUUAUGGUCCAACAGCAAAGGCCAUAAUCUUUUGGGAUUUUUUUUUUUAAUACUUUAGGGACUGUGGUCAUUUCUCAUAUGGUGCUGGAAAUGGUUGAAGGCUCUGUAGCAUUUGAAGUGUUUCGGUGGUGGUAUGAGCAGUCGGGUUAUGUGGCUGGCAAGGUCUGCGCUUGCUCACUGACACACUUCCCCUUGCUGCAGAGUCUAGCCGUUUCACAGUAUUUCAUGAAUUUACCCACACAGGUGUGAUCCUCCUUGAGUUCCUUCAGGAGGUUCUUGGAGAACUAAAUCUUUUGUAGUAGCUGAGAUCUGCAAUAUCUAACUUACGGGACAGUCAAAGGGCAAUGUUUUUCUGUAACAUAUUGGAAAAAGAAAACGCAGUUAACGUUCCUUUCUGAUUUUCUUUUACUUUGGUUUGGUUCAGCAAGUCCGCAGUUAAAGUGUUAACGUGGCCCACAAGGACAAUGAAUCCACUCACAUUGCAGAACAAUUCCGAAAAUGGCAAACUACUACGACGAUUCAGUUUUGUUUUUAAGUUUGGAAAUGCUGCACUUACAUUAAAAAAAAAAAAAGCAUUUUUUUCAACAAUUUCAACAAUGACACACAAAAAAUCACAUGGAAAUGGGGAAGAUGGUCUGUUUUGACAGAAACUGACAGGAAUCAAUCAAAACAAUCGAAUUUUGAAUUGAGUGAAGUGCAAUUUCAUUGGAUAGCUAAAUAUCUUUGUAAGAUAGAGAUUGUUGAAAAUUCUAUUUUUGUUUUUCAAGUCCUUCCACCCCAGGACUCUAAAUUAUUGGGGUAAAAAAAAAACAGCCUUGCAAGAAAAAGGGGAGCUAUUUUUGCUUUUUAUGUUUUUUAUUGUUAAACUUGUAUCCCUUUAAAAAAAAAAACGAAGGAAAAUUUAAAAAAACAAAAAAAAAACAAAAAAAACAAAUCUAAUGGUGCUUUUACCACAAUAUGUUAACUACAUUAAAUGCUAAUUAAUUAUUUUCUGUUAUCAAAGCACAUAACUAAAAUGAAAUCAUGGUAUCUGUUAAUUUUAUAAGCUAGAAGUCACUAUAAUGAAUUAUGCCAAUUCUGAAAGUUUUUACAUGUAUCUGGCAACAUAGGAUUUAUCAGUUAUCAGACACUUCAUUGUACCAGAGAUUGUCCAGAAGUUUUUAAGACCUCUGUGCCCUUGAACUGGGCUAUGGGAACUAAUAAUAAUAAUAAUAAUAAUUAAUAAUAAUGAAACCAAUACUGACACAAAUGCAGGUGCCCAUUCAGAUCAAGGGUACUUGUAAGGGAAAAAAAAAAGUUUGCACCCCCCAAAUGUCCUGUAUCUUAUGUAAAAAACAAAAAAUGCAUAAAAAAACACACAAAAAAAAACAGAAAUAAAAAAAAAAGUGCAAGUGAUUUUUCUACCGGACAGCGAAGCACCCCUUUGCUUCCCGCAACUUCACAAAGGUUUCCUAUACUAUACAUAUAUAUAUGUUCUGGUUGGCAGGCCUUGCUGAUCGGAGGAAGUCUCUGCAUGUUCUAGUGUUAGUAACUAAUUUUUAUAUAGUUAAUGUAGGAUAAAGUAGAGUGCAUUAAGACACAAUAUUGUAAUCCCUCCUCUAGGCACUUGCCUUUAAACUAUGUUUUUUUUUUUCCGCCCUUCAGAAGGGCUCUACUACUGUCCUUUACAAUCAAGUAACUGAAAUUCUUGGGAAGACACUUUGCUCCUCAUCUUUCCCCCCUUUCCCUUCCCACUCCUCCCCCAAACAAUGUUGUUUUGUUUUGUUUUGUUUCCUUAAUUUGCACGAAAACAAAAAUUCCAUAUCAAUGUGCCUUGCCCUGGAUAGCGAUUAUUUGUGGAAUUGUUGCACAGGCUCCUCUUUUGAAAAGGGGUUUUCCCUAAAUCAAACAUUUGGAGACACUUUUUUUUUUCUUUUCUUCUUUUUUUUUUUUUUUUUUAAUUGGUAAAUGUGACUUUUAUGUCAGCCAUUGUAAGUUUCAACAUCUAGAACUAAAUAGGAAGCUAGUUGUUCCGCAGGUAGAGUAGUCCUUAUUGUCCUGUAGGUCAGUGGCAGUGCUAUUCUGAGAUCUGUCCAUGCUUAGAAUAUCAGUAUUUUGGAUGUUGCUGCAUUUUACAAUUUAUUUGGAGUCUUCCUUUAUUUUUCCCCAGAUAUAUGAAAAUAUGCAAUACCUGCUUAUAUCAUGUAGAAAAGCUUAGCGAAUGUUAUUUUUUCUUUUUUUUUUUUUUAUUUGACCAAAGUCGGUGCUGCACUUGAUGCAGUGUGUUUUAGGUGUUUGUCUUUGUACUUAUUUUGUGUGAUUUUUUUUUUUUUUUGAAUGCACGCAGGAAGGGCUCCUCUUAGAGAAGCAGUCAAACUGUGAAGCACUAAGCUGACCCUGCUUCAAGCAAUUUUGUUUUUACAACUGUUCCUUUCACAAGCAAGCCUUAAAAAAAAAUAAAAAUAAAAAAGACAACUUCCUUUUUCUUCAGCUCCCACACCCCAUUUUUCUUAGCAGACUGCAAGUCAAUCCACAUUCAAUAAAAAGUAUAUAAUGCCCAUUUUUAUAUGCACGUUUUUAAACUUCCAAGUUCUGAAAAUUGUUUACUGGUUAUCUCUAUUUAAGGAAAAUAAAAUAAAACAUUUUGGAUUUUCAUAUGUGUCUGAUAAGUGGUUGAAUAGUUGUUUGGUGUGAUUGUCAGUGUACAAUGUCACUACAAAUAGCCAGCCAGCAUACUUUGCCUUCCUUAUAUAGCACUUAGCUGGGCAUUACUUUAUUAUGACAUAUGUGCACUAAAAAAAAAAAAAAAAAGAAAAAGAAAGAAAGAAAAAAAAAACAGAAAAAAAAUAGCAGCUUUCAGUGCUUCACAGUGAAGGAAAAAAAAGCCUAGACAAACAUUUUGUCAGAACCUUGCAAUAAAGCCAAGGUAUUACCAGUAAAUUGGUUGUAUAUACAAUAAAAAUUGCACCCUUUUUUAAACAAAACAAACUAAGCAAUAGUUUGGGGCAGUUUUAGUUGUUUUUAGUGAGCAUGUUGUAGUCAAGACUGCAAAGAGAGAGAAUCAACUGCCCACUCAGAAGAUAUGUAAUUUGUAUUGUUGUAUAGUUUUAUUGAUUACACUGAUUUAUUCUACCCUAUUUUAUAAUGCAAGACUUUUGUAAUGUUGUUUAAAUGAGGAAACAUUUCUGUCAAAUUAGCCUAGUGAAAUUUCUGAUUGUUCAUUAUCAAGACAGCAUUCAUAGAAUUGCUUUUCUUUCUAUUUCCCCUCCCCUGUGGGAACUGGAUUUAAGUUUAAAACUUUCCUGUUUCCUUUUUAUUUUUUGUAAGUAUUUAAAUACAGUUAUUUUUUUUCUCUCAAUGGUAUAGCAUAUUCCUAUGCUUGAGAAGUAUAGGUCUACUGAAGAACCAUUGUAAAUGGACGUUACAGGUAUGCUGUAUUUUUGAAGGCAUUUUGUUGUAUUAAGUUUGAUGAAGCUAAAAUUGGGGAAUUCUGAACAGAUUUGUAGGGAAUAAAUGUUUUAAAGGCUUUAAAACAUUAGGGAGGCAGUCUAGGGUGAUCACAAACAGGGGUUAAGUAUUCAGUACACUAAGUUACAUUUCUGUUCAUGUUUCUUUACCCAGAAAGCAGCAGGAAACUGUAAUUCAGUCAUGAUCAAGCAGGAAAAGAAACACCAACCAUCCACCUUUUAAGAUUAAAAGCUGAACAAAGAUGUUUGAGGAAGACUUUGCUACUGGGGUGUGUAGAAAGGCAGAGAGCUAUCAGCAUCUGAAGGCCUAGCCCUCGAUUCCAAGACACAUCUGAAUUUUUUUUUCUCUUUCAUCAAAAGGCAUUAACAGGAUUUGGCCAAGAAAGUCCCCUCAAAUGACUGAGGUUUUUUUUGUUUUGUUUUGUUUUGUGUUUUGUGGGUUUUUUUGUUUUUGUUUUUGUUUUUGUUUUUUCCUUUAGGAACUGAAGUCAGAGGCACAAACACUAACUCUACGCAUUUUUCAAUGUUUUUCCUUUUGGCUUCUCUUCUCCCAGCCACCACACGGCUGUUCCCAGCUUUGCUGGGUGCAGGCCCACUCCCUGUUGCUGCUUUCUCCACCUUGUUCUUCCUUGGGAUGGUUCUAAUCCUUCACCCCUACCUAGCAUGACAGUAAUUAACUGACAGCUGAUUCCCCGGCCACGCAUCUCCAGCCACCAUCACCCAAGUGGGAGCCAGGCAGGCCCAGAAGGCUACACUUCUUCAAGCUUAUGCUCUUUGUUUUCUGACAGCCAAUGGAUAAAAGACCCAAACUCUCUAGUCAUGGUGUCACAGUAUGCAGUCAGCCCAUAGGAAUAUGUAAAACCCAACUCAACAAGUUUAUCUUCCACUUUUUCAAAUUCUUAACCUCUCACAGGUUUUGAGUUAUAUAGUGUCAGUGUCCUAAGGUAUUUACAAAAUUUGGAUUAAGGAAAACAUUUAUUUCUCUUGUGAUUUUAGGGGGGGGAGGGAUUUCUAAGAAUGUCAUUUCAUGUGCUUUGAAGCACAUUUCCUCUCCUCAGUGGUGGUAGUUUCUCUCUCUCUCUCUCUGAAUGUGUGUAUGUGUCUCUGUCUCUCUGGUUUUUGUUUGCUUCUUUCUCCUUUUUUUCCUGGAUUUUGGUAGCAGGCCUCCACAGGGCAAGUGUGAGACACAAAUGGCAUGGUAAUAUAAGGAGAGCUUUGGUGGUACCUCAUUACCCGCCCCCCCCCGCCCCGCCCCCAACCUGUCCUAAAGGAUCUCAGCUCUGCUCUGCCUUCCCCUUGGGCACGGCUUUCAUUCCCAUCGGCUUCUGAGGCCAUUUCUUCUUGAAGUCCAUGCAUGUACUUCUUGUGUGACUUUAAACCCGCUCUGCCUUCUCCAUGUCCAAGGCUGUGCAUUCUCUAAUUAGUGUCAUGUAUGUUUCCCUUUUAUUUUUCCCAAUUUUAAAAAAAAAAAAAGCAGUGGGAUGAAAAUUGCUUUGAUAGAUAGCAGGUAACAUUGAAGCUAUUCCAUAGCACUUAACCGUAGUGAAUACUGUGUCACCAAUUCUGAAAUCAAUUUAAUGUUUAAUGCAAAUCCAUUACAUGGUGCUAUUACAGGCUGACAAAAUGAUUUAAACAAAUGUGACAACUUGGGCUCAAUUCACUCUGCUUUCCAACAGUGUAAACGCAUAGCAGUGUUUAUCUGCAUGAGAACUAUGCACUAAUCUAUCUGAAGAAGAAAACUACUAUAUCAACUUUGGUAUCUACUUUCCGUUUACUUCGAUCCUUGCCUUUGGUCAUUGUUAUAAUGCCAGCUUUAGGACAGAAAGAAUUAUAAGAAAACCAGCAUAAUACCUGAUAUAUUAAAAUGUAGUGCCUGUGAAAAUCUGUAUUAUAUUGCUCUUCUGAAGUAAGAUUUUUCUACACCGGUAGCCUUCGCUGUCUGUCAGUCAGGACCUCUGGUAUAGGUGUUGUAAAAUAACCGUACAAUAUUAAUGCAUGCUAUUCCAUAAUGCUUAGUGAACUGUAUGAAUAUUACUCAAAGUUAUGUUAGUCUUUUUUUUUUUCCUGACUUGGUUCUUGUCAGCUAGGUUUAAAGGUAUUUCACUGAGAACGCAAAAUUCUGUCUUUUCUUGACUUCAGCUGUUUUCAGUAUUUUGGAGGUAUACAUUUACUUAAAUUCAGUAUUACUUGUGUUUUUGUUUUGGGUUUUUUGUUGUUGUUGUUUUCUUUUUUUUUCCUAGGGGACAAGCAUGGGUGUUUGGUUUCAGAAAUCAGUACCUGGUGAGAAUUUUGUCUCAAAAUUACUGCGCCAACUUCAAGAACUCUGCUAUAAAGCCACUCUGAGAGCAUCUGCAGGGGCGGGACACUGCUUUACUGAGGCUGAAGUGCUUUCUAAAUGGACUGCGUUCAGGCAGUACCCAUGUUUGAUCCGGCUUCACACCAGACCUCCUCACCUUAAAAGGAAAAAGAAAAGAAAAACUUGGAAGAAAUCACGUGGCUAUUUAGUUUCAUGCACAGUUGGAAUAUCUUCUUCAAAAACAAAAUUCUGUACAAACUUUGGGCCCGAUUCAUAAGAAAAAAAGUUUGCUAUUAACACGGGAUUUUUUGUUGUUAUUUAAAUGUACUUUUAUUUGAUUUAAAUUUGCAACCAUUUGCUUCCCAGGUGAAAUAAAUUCCAUCUUUUUUUUUUCCCCUAAGCCAGGGCCCAUCUGCCUUUUAUUCUUCCAAAGGGUUUGAAUAAAGCAGAUUAGAGAGAUGGGGUAUUGGAAGCAAAUCCCAGCCAAUGCGUAGAUAAGUGGGAUGCCCAGCAUCGGGCAUGAGGAUGGGAGACAGCACAUUGGAAUAGAAUCUCUUGGGCAUCCUCAGUUUCCCAUAUGGACUUUUGUGUUGUUUGGCUCAGAAAACAAACUUCCCAAAAUAAAUCUGGACCACCAGAGUCUACAGUGGAAGUGCCACCUGUAAUCUAACCAGAGUACUUUCCUGGUGGCAACACCCACCGGCUUACAUAAUGUGAAUUUUUUUUUUAUCUCUACCAUGGUUUCAAAGACAAGUAGCACCCAAUCAACUGGGCCACUGUUCCUGCUAUUUUCUGCUCAACUUCUCAAAAUGAUUCUAAUUUUUUCUUUUCUUUUUUUCUUCUUGGCUGUAUUUGUGUUAUUCCUUUUUUUUUAUUUUUUAUUUUUUCGUGGUAAUAGCCUGUAAGUUUGCUCUUCUACAUUUCUCUCUCACAUCUCAACCAGAAAAUUCUAAGGCCAUUGGCCACAUUGAAUGGGAGGUGUGAGGAGCUCCCAGUCUGUUCUCUCUCCCUGGUUGGGUCUCAGACCAUCAGUUCUGCACUGCGAAGGCUCUGGGUAACCUGGACCCUGACAUACCCACCAGGCUAGUCUAGUUGAUGCACUGGGUUUCUGGAAGUCAGGCCUAGUCUGUGGGACUUUCUCUGCUAUCAACCCUAACUGCUCUCCCUGACCCCCAACAGCUUCCCUGGGGACUUUUCUCACCAUAUCUACAAAUUAUGCCGCUCAAAAAGCCUCUGAUUUUCAUCUCAAAUUGUGGGGGAGGGGAUUAAAUACUUCCAGUGAUGGCAAAAGAGAUCUAUUUUUGAAAUGAAACCACCCCCCCGUGUUAAUAUCUUGGUCUGAAAUCCAUUGGCUUUUUUUUUUUUUUUUUGGUUUUUUUUUUUGUUGUUUUUUUGGGUUUUUUUUUGUUUUUUUUUUUUAUGAGCCGGGCCCCCUGUGCCUCCAGUAUACUUGUAUUGACUCUCAUAGUUACCCUUUUAGUUGACUGUGUUCUGUGAAAAUUUGUAAUUGGUUGAGAAUCACUGUGGGCGUCCAUUCUUAUUCAACUAAAUCUCCACAGGGUUUUUGAGCUGGUGUGGAUUAGUUUAACUCUUGUAUUCAACCGUUAGUGCUACCACUUUCUCACAUUACAAUACAAUUACUGGAAGCGAGUACUGCAUUUCCUAUGCAACAAAAAAGGAAAAAUAAAAAAUUGCUAAUGCUA
Messenger RNA from Dipodomys spectabilis (banner-tailed kangaroo rat), 9510 nucleotides. It is a transcript of the gene Nfia, whose product is annotated as nuclear factor I A. Lineage: Eukaryota; Metazoa; Chordata; Mammalia; Rodentia; Heteromyidae. Gene Ontology annotation, molecular function: RNA polymerase II cis-regulatory region sequence-specific DNA binding; DNA-binding transcription factor activity, RNA polymerase II-specific. The coding region runs from base 357 to 1886 and encodes 509 amino acids. The transcript has 11 exons. The record is from RefSeq and is a predicted model, not a curated record. Gene Ontology annotation, biological process: regulation of transcription by RNA polymerase II. Gene Ontology annotation, cellular component: nucleus.